AUGUCUGUCAACGAGACUUACGACUAUAUCAUCAUCGGAGGCGGCCUCGGUGGCUCAGCUCUAGCCGGUCGCCUUGCUGAAUAUCACCCAUCCAGAUCAAUUUUAGUCCUGGAAGCCGGCUCCAGCGUUGUCGGACACCCGUUAACUAGUACCCCACUCGCCUGUUUUGGGGCACAUCUAUCCCCGCUUGACUGGGCAUAUACCACCGUACCGCAGGCCCAUCUCAAUGGUCGUGAAUGCUAUGUAGCCGCCGGUAAGGCACUGGGUGGUGGCACAGCCACUAACUACGGCACAUGGACUCGAGGAAAUGCGACCGAUUAUGAUCUCUGGGCUAAACUAGUGAACGAUGAUGCCUGGAGCUACAAAUCUCUUCUGCCGUAUUUCCUACGGACCGAGACACAUUGGGAUCCUAAUGCUGAUGCGUCCAUUCAUGGCCGAUCUGGUCCCAUUCAUAAUGCGACUGUUACUUCUAGCAGUGCCGACCGGAAGUAUCCACUGCGCGACACCUUGCGGGAAGCGUGGGGUAGACUGGGGGUCCCGACCAUAUCGGAUGGGAAUAACGGAUCUCCAUUGGGACUGGCAGAACUCACCGAGAACUGGCGCGACGGUCAACGCCAACUCGCGAGUGAAGCUUAUGGAAUAACCAACAAGUCUAACAUCACAAUCAAGACCGAGACACAUGUCAAGCGCGUGCUGCUCUCAGAGGGUAAAGCCACGGUCGCAACUGGGGUAGAGCUCCUGGACGGAACGAUAUUCCACGCAUCCCGUGAAGUCGUGGUCUCAGCAGGAGCCUACCGUACGCCACAAGUUCUCAUGCUCUCAGGUAUAGGUCCUCGUGACGAGCUUGCCAAACAUAAUAUUUCCGUCCAAGUAGACGCACCAGAAGUAGGCCGCAACUUCCACGACCACUUCUCAUUCAACCAGUGGUGGAAGCUUCGCAACCCCGAAAGAGGGUUGACGCUCGGAACACCUCUCUGGGACAGCCCGGCAUACGGCCUUGGACUUCCCUGUAACUGGGUUGCCACUUUGCAGACACCACGCGAGGAAAUGGAGCGUGCGUUGCAAGCAGACGGCGUGAAAGAGACAUCCAUUCACCCGUAUUUAGCUCCAAACUUCGCCCACGUCGAGACUCUGGUUGUGUAUGCUCCUGCCGGUGCAGCCGUAGCCGGAUUGGAGGUUCCCAUGGACGGAACUCAUAUCGCUUCUGCGGUGCUGGAUUUCGUCCCUACUUCCCGAGGAAGUAUCACGCUUGCGUCAGCUGACCCCAGUGUGGCACCGUUGAUUGACCCGAAUUAUUAUGCCACCGAGGUUGAUCGAGCGGCACUGCGGGCGGGUGUGAGGCAGGUCACGAAGCUACUCACAGAUACACCCGAAGGCCAGGAGACGGUGCUGGAGGAGGUUCCUCGUCCGGGUCUUGGACCUUUAAGUGCUUCGUCGACAGAUGCAGAGGUUGAUGAGGCGAUAAAGCUUGGUGGUGUGGCGUUCUAUCAUCCAGGUGGAUCAGCGGCUAUGGGCAAGGUAGUUGAUACGCAGUUGCGGGUAUAUGGAGUGGAGGGUCUGCGUGUUGUUGACGCGAGUGUAUUUCCGUUGCCUUUGGCAGCUCAUUAUCAGGCUGCUGUUUAUGCCAUUGCUGAAAAGGCUGCUGAGCUCAUGUCUGCGUAG
Molecule: messenger RNA, 1662 nt
Organism: Penicillium longicatenatum
Lineage: Eukaryota; Fungi; Ascomycota; Eurotiomycetes; Eurotiales; Aspergillaceae
Product: GMC family oxidoreductase
Exons: 1
Coding region: 1-1662 (553 amino acids)
Molecular function (GO): flavin adenine dinucleotide binding; oxidoreductase activity, acting on CH-OH group of donors
Source: RefSeq, a predicted model, not a curated record